This is a messenger RNA of Adineta steineri, 1179 nucleotides long. The record is from the annotation of a GenBank genome assembly. Lineage: Eukaryota; Metazoa; Rotifera; Eurotatoria; Adinetida; Adinetidae.
AUGCCACCAGAAGGUGAAAGCAAUGUAGAAUGUCGUUCAGUUGAUAUACAACUUUACACCUGGUUAGGACCCGGUUUUGAAUCAGGUGAAUGUUGGUAUCAAGGACAUCGUUUUAUAAAUGGUGCCACCUGGGGCCGUAUUGAUAUAGCCGAUGCUCCAUAUUGUGUUUGUGAACAAGGUAAAGUUCGUAUUUUCUAUAGUCAAUUAAAGGCAGAGAAACCUGCUGUUAUUGCUGCUGAUUCAUUAACAAUACUCGGACCAGUACAUGGAUCAUCACCUUCAUCAAAUGAUUUAGCUCAUUGGCCUAUUCCAAAUACACCUACUAUACAACAACGAUCAGUUCUUUGUUCAAGUAAUCGACUUGGUGUACGUGUUCGAUCAAGAGAUGGUUGUGUUGGAUGUAAAUGUUCAAAGAAUGGACAUUGGCUAUGUAGAAAACCACCAUCGACAUUAUUAAAAAAAAAUCGAACAAUAAAUGUACGACAAAGAACAAAUCGGCCAAGAACAACAACACCGAGAAAUCAUCAUUAUCCAUAUAGUGAUUCAUCAAAUUCAGUUAAUGUUCGACUUCAUGUUCGUUCAUCACAUGUACGACCUCAAUGUUCAAACAAUACAAUACCACAAUAUUGUGUAUUAAUUGAACGUAUAUCAUCAUCAUCACCAUCAAAUAUUAGUGAAAAAUCCAGUCGUUAUAUUGAAAUACCUCGUGAAACAUCAUGGAUUGAUAAGAAUAAAUGUACCCAAUGUUCCUGUACAUUAAGUGGACGUUUAACAUGUGAAUUUCUUCAUGAUAGAUGUUCUCGUGCUUGUCUUAUACAUAAAUCACAACCGAUUUCAAUUAUAUAUUAUUUUCCAUCAGGUUCAAAAUGGCUCACACCACCAAAUGAUAAAUGUCGUUCUUGUAUAUGUGUUAAUGGACAAAGAACAUGUAUUAAUUGUGAUCAAACUGUUAAGAUUGAUAUUGCAGCUGCUGCUACAGCAUUAAAUAAUAUUCAGAAACGACCUGCCAUUGGUGAAUAUAGUCUAUUACCAUUAAAAUCACAAUCUACUAAGACAACACCAUGUUUAUUACAAAUUAAUACGAGUUCACAUCGUUUAAUUUUACCAGGACAAAAAACAUGGUUUAAAGAACGUUGUUAUAUCUGUUCAAAACACUCUAGUCGACUUCUAUCUUGUUAA